Messenger RNA from Trachemys scripta elegans, 14257 nucleotides. It is a transcript of the gene ZBTB7A, whose product is annotated as zinc finger and BTB domain containing 7A. The transcript has 3 exons. Gene Ontology annotation, molecular function: protein binding; RNA polymerase II cis-regulatory region sequence-specific DNA binding; DNA-binding transcription factor activity, RNA polymerase II-specific. NCBI's taxonomy places the organism in Eukaryota, Metazoa, Chordata, Testudines, Emydidae. Gene Ontology annotation, biological process: regulation of transcription by RNA polymerase II. Bases 630 to 2261 code for a protein of 543 amino acids. The record is from RefSeq and is a predicted model, not a curated record.
GUCUGUGGCAGAGCCAGGAAUUGAACCUACAUCUCCUGUGUCCCCGACCAGGGCUUUAACCACAAAACCAUCUUUCCUCCUCCCUUAUCACUGCACUUCGUCUCAAAAACCCAUGAGCCCAGAAUCUAGGUCAAAUUUUGUGCUUCGUUUUAACCCCUGCAACCAUAUUUCAUCCCUUGCAGCUGGUGUCGGUUCCUUCCAGGCCAGGAAUAUUUCAAACCCUGUAAAGCGUCUGCGUUUUACAUGCCGUGAGACACCACAGCCCAGCUGAUCCGUGUUAGUGGCUACCUUCUAAUGGAUGUGAUUAAGGGCCUGCUCCAGUAGCUCCCAUCAGAGUGAAUGGAGGGACUCCCAAUUACUUCCUUGGACGGGUGCACUUGCACCACGCAACUCUGGGAUUUUAAAGCCGGUUCCUGCCUUGCUGCUGUUCAAAUCGAUACGUUUCGUUAGGAUUGAGCCCUUAGUGAACGUCGUCCGCGGCGAGCGCUCUCAAGCGCCAAAAACUUCCAUCCAGGACCAAUUUUAUUUUGUCCCCCACUGACCCAUGUGGGUGUAACUCAGGACCUUAGGGCGAGGUUUGAGCUGUUCUUUGAGCUAUUGGAGUGAGAAAAAAGCCCUUGGUGUUGAAAAUGGCUGGUGGCGUGGACGGCCCCAUCGGGAUCCCGUUCCCCGAUCACAGCAGCGACAUCCUGAGUAGCCUGAACGAACAGAGGAACAACGGGCUGCUGUGUGACGUGGUCAUCUUGGUGGACGGUCAGGAGUUCCCCACCCACCGCUCAGUCCUGGCGGCCUGCAGCCAAUACUUCAAGAAGCUCUUCACCUCAGGGUUAGUGGUGGACCAGCAAAACGUAUACGAGAUAGACUUUGUGAGCGUGGACGCCCUGUCGGCCCUGCUCGAUUUCGCUUACACCGCGACCCUGACCGUCAGCACUUCGAACGUCAACGAGAUCCUCAACGCCGCCAAACUGCUGGAGAUCCAGGCGGUAACGGAGGUUUGCACGGAUCUCCUCGACAGGAAGAUUCUGGCCAAAAAUGACCAGAUGGAUUUAGUAGAUCAAAUUGAUCAAAGGAACCAUCUCAGAGCAAAAGAGUACCUGGAGUUCUUCCAGAGCAACCCCAUCAACGGCCACCAAGGCAACUUUCCAUGGACCAACGAAGACUUGAGAGACCUUCAGAGACUGAACUUCCAAGGGCAAGAGGACGAGGAGGAGCCGGAUUGCAACGGCAUGGACUUCUACUCACAAGCCCCCCCAAACGAAAGACCAAAGGUGAACGACGGUGACCCUGACAGCAACCAUGCCAUGUGGCUGAAAAGAGAGGAAGAGGAGGCCCCGGGAGCCUUAUUCCCACCUUCCCAGAAUGGACAUUACAGUGGACACGGCCUGACGGCACAAGGAGAAGAGGAGGCAGCUCUGGACCAGCAGGAAGCCAGCAACUCUCCCAGCUUCGUUCCUGGGGGAGCGGAGGCGGAGGAGGCUGAGGCUCGAGAGGUGGACGGUCUGGCCGCCAGUGCCCUGCUGCAGCAGAUGAUCAGUUCCGUGGGACGGCAGCAGCUGGGUGAGGACGACCAGAAGGACGACGACGGGGUGAUGGAUUAUUACUUGAAAUACUUCAGCAGCUCUCACGAGAGCGACGUGUAUCCGUCCUGGUCCCAGAAGGCGGAGAAGAAGAUCAGGGCGAAAGCAUUCCAGAAGUGCCCCAUCUGUGACAAGGUGAUCCAGGGGGCUGGCAAGUUGCCCCGCCACAUCCGCACCCACACGGGCGAGAAACCCUACGAGUGCAACAUCUGCAAAGUCCGAUUCACCAGGCAGGACAAGCUGAAAGUUCACAUGAGGAAGCACACAGGUGAAAAGCCGUACCUGUGCCAGCAAUGCGGGGCUGCUUUUGCUCACAACUACGACUUGAAGAACCACAUGCGUGUGCACACUGGCUUGCGGCCUUACCAGUGCGACAGCUGUUUCAAGACUUUCGUCCGAUCCGACCACUUGCACAGGCACCUUAAAAAAGAUGGGUGCAACGGCAUCCCAUCCAGAAGGGGGCGCAAGCCCCGGGUCAGAGAUGUGAGCGGCCUGCCCGCCCCCGCAGGGAACCCCGAAGACGGAAGCUUCGAAGCUGGUGGCGAGAGACAAGAAUCACAGGAGGACACCGAGCAGAAAAACGGCCAGGAGCAGCACUUUGAAGAUAGUUCUAACAAUGAAGCACCAGGAAGAUUGAAUGUAGCGGAGGGGUCGUCAGAGGGUAAAACACAAGGACUCUCCUAAACCAAAAAAAAAAAAAAAAAAAAAAAAAGUGUCACAAAAUCUAGUUAGUACUUUCCUCCGAUUUCUCUUUAAAAUAUUUCUCUCCCUUUUUAAAAGAUAUAUAUAUAUAUAUAUAUGUUUCCAAUCUUCCCACCAUAACCAGUCCCAUGGGGACACCUCGAAUAGCUAAGGACCUUUCGUUGGAAGGCCGAUGCUUAGGAAGUGUGAGAUCGGGAGGGUUGAAAGGUUGGUCUAGAACAUGGAAAGAAGCGUCCAUGCAAAUCCAAAGCUUUAUUUUGUGUCCAGACACACUUUAAAAAACGGCAGAGAUGCAUCUAUUUAAAAAAAAAAACAGAACAAUUCCAAGAGGUGAAUAGGUUCUUCCUGGACAGUCACUACAUUCCGUGCCUCCGUCUGACUGGAUGGGAAAGAAUUGAGUGCAGCUUUCUCUCCAUUGGAAAGUGAGAGCUCCUGAGGCCUGAGACGGUCUUUUGGUGAUCGGGGAUUUGAUUUUGCCGUAGGGAGUUCAGAUCCUUUCUGGCCUGAUGCUGAGCAAAGCUGGCUGAACUCACCUGGUGCACAAUUUUUAUAAUGAUAAUUGGGGGGGGGGGGGAAACUGAUGAUAUUUUACAUAUUCAUUUUUUAAGAAUGAUUGCUCCCGCCACGUAGGUGGGCGAACAGAAUUUUGCAAGGCUGCUCCGAGCUGCCUAGAUGCCAGGUGAAACUGCGACUCUCCCCAGGAGGUUUAGAUUGGCGCUUCAUCCCCGACUGGGAGGCAGUUUAAUCCCGGCUCUGCCACAGAAUUGCUGGGUGACUUUGGGCCAAGUCGUUUUCCCUCUCCGGGGCGCAGCUCCCUCAGCUGGAAAAUGAGGCAAAUGCUGUUUUGUGUGAGGUUUGGGAAGUGCUUUGAGAUCUAGGGCGUGCACGUUGCGAUAAAGGUGCGAACUCCUUCUCGGCAGAUGAACUGGCCGGUUAGGGGUUACUACAUGAGGGUCUCUUGGACAAAAACAGCAGCCCUCUCUGCUCUGUGCAAAGAUCUUUGGGGCCCUUUGCCUGAGGAUGUUUGCAGAGCCCUUGGCCAACGUUCCCCCUCACCCACCCAUUGGGCAGCACAUGUUUAUGCCUCACUCUUGUCCUCCACCCCAGAGGUGGCUGCAUUUCCAUGAGUGCGGCAUGUAUAUAGUUUGUAAUGUGUUGUAGCAUUAAAGGCCCUGUUUUAGUAAGAUAGCCUUGUGGCUACCAAACUUCUCUCUCCCCAGCACACUGCAAACCCUGCAUCAGGCCGGAACCUGAGCAGUCGAGUCAAAUUCCAGGCAACCUCAGAUGGAAUGGGCUAGUUCUGUACUUUGAUGACUUACUGCCUGGUCCCGUGCUUGGCAAAUUGUGCCCCAAUAGGAGAGGAGCGGAAGGUAGGUUUUUGCUAGAUCGGAUUGUUGCCUCCUGAAUCCGAACCUUGCCUUUCAAGACGCAGCAAUUAUUCAAUCCUCCCUGUUGAGUCAGACUCUGAUACUCCCCUUCCCCAGAGCUGAAGCUGGAGCCCCCUCUGAGAUAUGGCAGGAUUCUUCUUUAUCUUUGGGCCUGCUGGGAGUUAAUGAUCAGCAACUGACAAGAUGGGGCGUUCAGUCUUUUGCCACCCUGACAUGGAAUGGACAGCGGCCAUGUGACCAAGCUCUUAGCCCUUGUUACAGCAGCUUUCACCCCAAGAUCUCAAAGCACUUCAUUAGAUGGUUCUAUUAAGUAAAAGAAUCUCUCAGAGCAGGGUAACCCCCAAGAUUUUAGGAAUCAAAUGAGAGCACCCUAAAAGCAGUUAAAACUUGAGUUUUGGGGGGAUUUUUUUUUUUAAAGGGUUAUUUAAGGUCUCCCUGAAAGGUGCGGGCAGUCUUUCUGGAGAUGGAAGCUGUUGGGAUAGAAAUAAAAGCACUUCAAAGGUUUUGGUGUUGGGGUUUGGAAUUUAUCUCCUCUGGGGUCCUCAGGCUGGGUCAUUAAAUGCACAGGCUUCUGGGAGGGGUAGUUCUCCAUCAGACGGACACCAAUGUAUUUACUGUCCUGCAGAGGCAAAGAGGAAUGUAUUUAUUUGAAUAGCGGGCACUGAAAGACUGGCCCGGGGGAUGUGCACAGAGCUAACGUGGUGGGGUGGAGGAGACGGGCACCGGGGCUGACCGCACCUCAAGCCCCGUUGUCCUUCCCUUGCGGCGGUUACUAGGAGAGCGCCCGAAGCUUCACCCAGCGCCCGGUUUCAGUCCCAAAAAGAUGCGGGCGUGACCUGUGUGUGAGAUGAUCAGAAUCGCAGGCCACUGACUCCUUGACAUGAAGGGGUUCAGGGCCUAAUGCUUGGUUACACCAAGGCCUUUACAAUCGCACAAAAAGACCUUGAAAGUGGCUUGUAAGUUACUCCCACUGUAAUGGGGUCUUCGGUCUGGUCCACACACAGGGUUUUGUACCAGUAUAACUGUUUCAGGUAGGGGUGUGACUUUUGACUGAAGUAGUUAUACCAGUACAAUGCCUACUGUGGAUACAAUGAUACCAGUAUAAAGAUAUGAGAAGGGAAAUAAGCAACACUGGUAUAAGCCUCUUUCUACCAGUAAACUGCAUUCACAUGAGAGGGUUUGUACCCCUUUAUCUCUUCCGGGACUGGUAAAGGGGUCCAGUGCCCUCAUGUGGACACUGAGGGUUGUUGGUGGUUGCUAGCCAGUCCCAGCCCUGUGAUCUGAAACAUCUGACAUGGGUCAGUCUCAAUCAAUCCCUAUUCCCCAGCUAUAUAGAGAGUCAAGAAUACAGAUAUAAAGUAAAUAUUGGUGUGUAUUACCCAGCUCCUCAGCUUAGCAGAGUCUAGAAAGGGCACCUUUCAGCCAUUCUCCUGUUUUUUAAAUGCACAGUUCAAAAUGAAAAGAGAUUCUAGUCCUUUUAUUUUGAAAGCACUUUUUAGAUUUUAUUUUAAUUUUAAAGUGAGAGCAGGUUUGGCCGAAUGUAAACUGGAGAGGGAGUGAGAGGGGAGUGUGUGAACUGGGGAGGGGAGGGUGGGAGGGUGUCGGGGAGAGAAAGAUGGAUGUUUAUUUAAUGCAGAAAAAGCAAUAAAAAUUUAAAAAAACCAUUAUUAAAAAAAAAACUUAAAAAAAAAACAACCAAGAAGUCUUAGCACUUUGCGAUGGAACGGGUACUUCGAAAUCACUUUAUCUUAAUUUAAAAAGCAAAAGCGAAACAUGUUUACAAGUUGAAACCAACUUCUAUGGGAAAAAAUUAUUAUUAAAAAAAAAAAUUCCUAAAUUUAUUUUUGUAAGAAAAAAAAAGUGUAUAUAUAUAUUAAAAAACAAAACAAACCCCAACCUAGGCAGAAUCCAACGUCUAUUUCAUGGAAUAAUCAAACAAAAAGAUAUCCAAUGAGAGGAAGGAUGCUAAUUAGGUUCUGUGACAUGACCUGAAAACAAACCCCUCAGAAGUGAUUGCACUUCACAAAACGGAAGCUUGAAUAUUAGGCAGGAAUCAUGGGUGUUUUUGUUUUUGUAUUUUUUUUCCUUCUAUUUUCCUUUUUUUUUUUUUUUUAUUUGUCUGUUUGUUUCUUAAAUGUCUUAUAGCCAGUGCUAGCCCAGAUGUCUCUCCCGCCUUCCCCCAUGCCCCUCCCGCCCCCAGGAGCAUCUUAGCUUGUGUAGCAAGGAGGAAAGACACUGCUGGUGAUGUAGUUGAUCGGGGGGGAAAGGACCAUGGGACAGGGGCAGCCCCUGCGUUCUUCCUUGUUUCAUUUCUUCUCCCAGGGUCACUCAGCCAGGCUUGGGUAGAGGAUGAGAUACGUCUCCUGGGUAGAGCGCUCCAAGCCAAAAGCAUACUCCAUCUUUGAAGUUAACCUAGCGUUUCCCAGCUCUGCCACCCCGCUGUUUGGACAGCAGUAGCCUGAAGCAGGGAUUCAGGUUUGAAGUCAAUUUGUUGAUGUCUAAUUCCGGAUAGAGACUUUUGUGGCUUGAUGAUGCACCUAAACCCUUGGUACAAAACAAACCCUUCUCCCCCCUUGCCGUGAGCCCAGUGACUAUUCCAGAAUCAGAUGCUCAGAGUGGAGCCGGGGGGGAACCCACCUUACAAAUUAAAUAUAGAGAAAAUAAAGUAUCAAAAAUCAUAUCCCCCAUUGCUUUUCUUCGCCAACCGCUCGGCUGGUGGCCAGAUCUUUGCCCCACAGGAGCGCCCUCCUUCUGGCGUAAUGUAAAAACCAAAAAAAAUUUCACAGCGAGAAAUUCCCCCCACCCGCCCGAAAGAAUAAAAAGGGGACAAAACCCAGCACUCCUGAAUCAGCGUUUCCCCCAGGCCAUAGGCCCAGCCUUACUGUCUGAACGCGGUCUCGCUCCAGGAGACACAGGGAAAACUGCUGGUGCUUUUGCUUUCAGGUUGUAGUUCCCAUUUGCAGAGCACGAGGCUGGGCUCGGAUGAACUGUAAGAUCAGUGCCGAGGAGAUAAAGUGUGGGGGGAAUGUGCCCUGCCCCCAAGGGGAUGGAAUUGACGACCUAGGAGGUCUCUUCACCUUUGACUCCUCUGAUCCCGGGACAGUUGAGAUACAGUAGUCAGUUGCAUUUAGUGCUGGAAGCAGGUCUAUUAAACUGCAGGGGUUGGAGGAACAAGGGACCAUAUCAGUCCUCACGCAGCAGCCAACUAAGGGUGAGUCUGAAAAUAUCUUGCUGCCCAAAAGCCAAUCCCAGUUUCUCCGUAGUGUUGGCGACAGCGCAGAUGCUGGGUCCUUCCUCCGUGCUGUAAAACACCUUAAUCCUGGCCCCCGCCUUCCCAUCCCAAAGAGAGCAGAGUGGAGUGUCCCAUGACCCGGGCACUAGCUGGAUGUGGCAAGCCACCUCUUCCAGGGAUGGACCUCUGCUUAGCACUGGCUACCUAUUGCAUAUGCAAAAACUAGUGUGGACUUGUAAAUAGACAGUUACUUGAGAUUCUUUAUUGUAAUCAAAAGUUGUGGUAUCUCUUUUCUCGUUUGUGUUACCCCUUCUCUGCCCCCACCACCUUUUAAAGCUUGUGUUUCUCUCCAAACCUCCUUCUGCCAUUUCAGGGGUGGGGGGGAAAUCCCACCUCCACCCCCUUCCAAAAUGGACAGCGCAAAAAAAAAAAAAAAAAAGUCUCAGGAUUCUUGUUGGAGAGAGUGAGUCAGACACCUAGAUUCCUUGGAAGAAAUGAGAGCAGCCCUGGGGACUUGACAAUCCCAGCCUGCCUGCCCCCCACCCCCCAUCUUGGAGAUCCCAGGGUGAGCCACUUUGGAGGUGCUCCCUGCCUCUGAGAAUGAGCAAACAGGGACGGGGCUGUUCUUAAGGGCAAGUCCUGUCCCCUCCUCUGUGCUGGGGCCUGAAUUAAACGCCGAGAUCUGGGUUCCAAUCCCAGGGCCCCCACCCAAACCAGAACAAUCCCACACUUUGGGAAAGAUCCCCUGGGGAGCUGGAGCAGAAAACUCCCUGGUCAGCCGGUUAACUGUGGGGAUCUGGCGUUCUGGUCUGUGGUUUGGGUUGGGAGCCAUCUCUGCUACAAGACGGGGGUAUCCUUCCACACCCGGAGGAACAGAGGGCAUUUUCCACACGAUGUAGGAUGGCACUACAGCUGCCCUCCACGCCCCCCCGACCCACGCCCUGCCGGUGUCCUCUCUCCAGAGCGAACCACCUCUCUCUGUCCCCUUGGGGCCCCUUGGCAGAGGUGGGUUUGGAGGCAGGUCCGCGAUGGCGUCUGAACAGAGAUACCGCACCUUAUUUGUGAUAUGAGAUGCUUUUACCUUUAUUCGAGAUCCGGGGAGCUGCCGCGUGAGCUUUGAUUGAUACGUGAGUGCCGGCAACACUUUACCACAAGCCUUGAUAAGUUUGCACUAAAAACCAACCAACCGAUCUUCUCCCUUCUCCGUGUAGGGAGGCGUGGCCUCCAAGUACAUUCUGCCUUAACGUUCUGACCUGUCUUACUCUAUGUACCAACCGACGAUGGACAGACUAGUGCAUGCAAAACCUCCCCAAUCAUAUACUGUAUAUAAAGCAUUGAUUCUUAUUGUUGUUAAGAUUAUUCUUCUUCUUUUGAAAUUCAGGUUGUGAUAAAGUGUUGCCAAAGAUACUGCUGAAUUAUGAUGUUUCAGGAAAAAAAAACAACAACCCAUAACUCCUACGAAACAGACAACACAGCGGACUUUUUAGUACUGCCUCUCUUCGUUUCUUGGUACAAAACAAACCAUGUAAUUUCAGUAGUGGUAUAACUGUGUGUGUGGGUAUGCGUGUCUCAGACUGUGGUUUCCCCUAGACUGAGGGGGCUCCUGGGUUGUCCAGCCACCCUCGUUGGGGCGUUAUCCUCCUGCUGAUCAGGAGUGGGGGUUUCACGGGGGCCCUUUGAGAGCCCUCCUGCUUUUGGGGCUAGUUGAAGAUCCUAAUUGCACAGACGUGGGUUGGACUGGGCUCCAAGCAGGAAGAUCGCCCUUCCGCGUCAGCCGUGUACAUGGGCUCCAAAACAGGCUUGGAGGUUUUGACACUAAAGACAAACAUCUGUGUGGUCCCAUCACCCUCUAGUGUUGUGGGAGGAAAGCACAGAUUGUCCAAUGCAUCUGACCCGCCUCCCCCAGUCUAGAAGGAAACCUGCAGAGACGUGCAUGCUGUCCUGUGUCUCCCAGCCAUGGUGGGAUACAGAGAAGCCACCUGUGCUCUAGGAAACCAUGGAUUUGGGCUAUCAGGCUCACGGAGGGAAUGCUAUUGUCAUUGUUUUAAGUUAUCUCCUCCCCUCCUUUCCCUUCUCCUCCUCCUCCCCCUCCUGCUCCCCCCCAUAUGAAACCAGUGAAUGUAAAACCAUGACCCUGGCGAAGUGUUAAGGAAGGCGGGGAGAGGUGCGGGCAGAGCUGCCCAGCUGUUGUAAAAGAUCCUGUUUGCGGCCGGGCCAAACGGUGGCAAGAUCAGAACCGUGAGUUCCAGCGACUUCUUCCGUCAAUACCAAAGUAUACUCCACCCUCACUGCAGAGCGCUCUGGGGGGCGGGAGGGGGAUUUCUGAUGGGACCCCUUUGAUCCCUUCCCAUCAGACCUCGAUUGGCCACUGGCCCAGCCCGCCUGGGGAACUUCCUGGGGGUGAUGAACCAGCCGAGCUCCUAGUGUUGCGGUAGCCGUCUGACGUGAGCGUGGGGUGUAUUUUCCUCUCCGUUUGUCAUGCUGCAUGUGUCAGUUUCCUUUUUGUGCCCCCCCCCCGAGCUCCUUUUAAAGAUGCCGCAUCUUCUUGCUUAAACCCUCCCCCAGUCUCCAUUGGACCCACGUGUCAGCCCAGGUAGAGCUUUGGCUGGGCGGGGGCAGGCCCCAGUUCUGAAUUUUUGCAGGGGGGCGGGCGGGGAGAGGAAGCUAACCCAUGCGGUGGGGGCAGCCCCAUCGCUGUCAUGGGGGAGCAUCACACGUCCCCUCUGCCCUAGUGUGGUUGCAGCCAAGGCCGCUGCCCGCUCCUCCAACCCAGCCCUCGAGUCGCCUCAUGCACCAGAGUAAGGGGCCCAGGCUCUCCUUUCUCCCACGCCUUAAACCGGAAAGAGGGAGGCAGCAUCUUGGCGGGUUCUUUGUACUAACGGGACCCAUUAGACUCAGUGGGAAGUUGUUCUGUUGCACGUGGGAGCUAAGCUAGUGGCCGUGAGUGAGUGAGGCUGUGGUGAGCCCAGGCUGUCGGGGACUGGGGAGCGGGCGUUCCUGGCGAUUUCCCUCGUUUCUGGAGGGCGGAUCUCUGCACGCAAAGGGCUCCUUUUCCUUUAGCAUCCGCUGGUUAAUGCUGCAAGGGAAUUUUCCCCCGUCUACCCCCUCCCCUCCAAAGCUCUCACCAGCCACAGCUACUCUGAGCCCGGAGAGCCCAGCUCCAAGGAAGAGGGGGAUAGGUUGAAAACCCGGAGGGAGAGUUCAGCUGUGGAGUGCGGUGGGGGCACAUGGAGGUUUCUGAACAGUGCAGGUAUUAAGCCAUUGAGACAGCUUCUCAAGGGAUGGGUGGAUUCUCCAUCACGUGGUCUCUUUAAAUUGAGCUUGGCUGUCUGUUUCCAGUAAGAUUCCACCCUUCUGCAGCCACAAGGUGCCGGCUGGAAGCAGGAGCGGUCAGCGUAGGCAACCAUAACAGUCCCUUGAAAUCGACAAACCGAUGUAAGUCCCUAGAUCACCCCACAACAUUUGGGAUGCUUGAAAUAACCCCGUCUUGAGCCCAUCCGUCAAGUUAGCAAACCAAAAGCUCUGCCUGUAUUCUCAAAAUGCCGGUGUGAGGAGCGUUCAGGAGGCCUGAUUCGACUAUUUAAAAAAAAAUCUAUCUAUAUUUAUAUUUUUGAUUUAUUAUGAAAGUUUUAUUUAAAUAAAGAGGAACACUUUUUAAAGAGCAGGUAGCGGAUUUAGCUUCCUAGUUGGGAACCUGUGUGGGUAGCGUUUGUACUGCCUGGGACAAGUGACGAGAUGCUGUAUUGAAGUUAUGUUUUCUAAAAAAAAAUAUAUAUAUAUAUAUGUAUACACACACACAGAGAUUAAUCUUUAAUCUGAGGUGGGUAGAUUUUAAACUCUCCCAUCACCUCCCCUGAAAUCAACUGAUUUGAUACCAGGAGGAAGAAAGAGAAUAUUAAGGAUAGGGCCCCAUUUCCUGUGUCUUUAUAUAUAAACAAACAAACAAACAAAAAAGAAUUCUAUAUAUAAAGCACUCGCAAGUUUCAUCAGUUUUAUGUGUAAACUACUUUGUGUGGUAUCUGGGUAAUGAGCGAGGCACAGAAAAGCACAGAAAAGACAUUCCAUAGAUUGUAACUUUGGUAGUUCUUUAUAAAGUGUGGGAGACGAGAAAAAAAAAUAAUAAAAAAAAAUGCACUUUUUGGGGGCGUUAAAAAAAAUAAAAGAUAUAUAUUAAAAAUAUAAAAAUGCAACAGUUUUUUCUUCUUGUAUAUAAGAACCACUAAAACCCAACCAACAGGAAAGUAACAAUCUGCCCGUUACGUACUUGGGGGGGAGCUUUGGGUUUUUUAAAACUUGUUUAAAAUCAGAAGAGAAGACAAGGAAAAAUAUAUCUGUGGGCUAAAGCGUGAGGCAAGCUAGGAUCCUGGCGGGACGAGAGGCAGCGGCUAACACGCGUACUCCUGGCAUGUCACCAAAUGCAUGGCGAUUCCAGUAUUUUCCCCUGCUUUCCUCAGGGGUGAGAGUUUAGGCCCCAUUGCAGUUGAUGUUCACCCCAGAGCAUAGAGGCUAAUGGCCCCGGGCUGGGGCAUUGAGCUGAGUGGGUGCACAGGCCUAGCGGAUCCGCAGGGAACUUGGUGCUAGUCGCUGCCACGAGAUAGUGGAUCAGAGGGGGAGGACAACCCUCUUAUGCCUUCCCGGUGUACAAACCUCAGCCCCCCCCCAUCCUGGUCGUCAGCUGGCGUAAAGCACCCGUGGCUCUCUGGACUGAACGGAGCGAAGCCGGUUUAGCUGGCCUGCAGCCGGUCAGGGGAAAUUGUUCGGACGGGUGUUUGCAUUGAAGCUGAUUUCCCUUUGGGUUGAUUUCGCUUUUCUUUGGAUUUGGGCUGGGCAGGCUCCGGCCCGGCAGGCGGUUUGGAGCUUUGUUAACUAGGUUGCUGCUUUUGGAUUUUUUUUCUCCUCCUUCCCCGCCCCCCAGCACUGAGCGGGGAACGCUGUAGGGAGGACGAUGGCGAUUGGGGUUUUAGAGCCGUGCUCUUGGCUUUACGUUUGCUGAAGGAGGGCAGGGGCGUCUUUGGAUGGGGCCAAUGCUCAGUCAUUUGCCUGCAUCCCGCUCCUCCUCCUCACUGGGCUUUGGGUACUGGCUUUUUUUGAAAGCUGCCGGGCUCACUUGUUUGCUGGGCGCCUGGCACCUGGACUCGUGACUUUGUUUCACAGCGACCAGCCACGUCGGACUCGCCCUUCUGUCCGGCGCCAUUUAUACGAGGGAGCUGAUCCCAUUCGCCCCGGACGUGGGUCUGGCAAGUCAGAUCCCCGUGCUGAGGAAGCCACGCGUAGGUGGUGGGGGUGAUGGGGGGGCAGAUCUGCUUUUUAGUCCCCAAGACUGUGGGGCACAAUCCUCAGCUGAUGUCAAUCUGCAUCGCUCAGUGGAAGCCAGUGGGGUGAUGUUGGUUUAUGCCAGCUGAGGAUCCAGCCCUGGGUCUACACUGUGAAAACGACCUGGGUUGGAAAGCGGGUGGCCGGUUGUGGCUUUUCCCCAACACUGCGUUCCUGUCAGCGUUCUCCCCUGGACCAGUGGGGAUCUGUCCUGGCUGGUUCCCGUUGGAGCAGAGGGCACAGCGAGGUGUCUAAGCCACCUCUGCAACAGGGGGUGUUGAUCUCAGUCCUGGCCCAUUCCCAACCCCAGCUGGAGGGAGGACAGGAGGGGCUGCUAAAGUUUUGGGGGCCAAACUCUACCCAGGGGUACCAGGUCAGUGGCUGUCCUCCCGACUGACCGGGCUGGGUGCUGGAGUAGAAUCAGAAUCUGGCCCUUUGGUAGUCCUGGUAUUGGAGAGAGGCACGUUUCUCCCAAGCUACCCGGGGCUAGCGACAAAAUAACUCCGAGCACUUUGCCUGAAAUAUUAGGUCCCGUCUGAGGUUCUGCUGGGUUCUAAUGCAAGCAGCGUGUGCCAGGCCUGGCUUCUGGACUGGCUUUCGCCAGCAUAGACAAGGCCUUAGUGAGCUCAGGGCCCCGACUGAGUCAGCAGAUUUGCAGAAGUUUGGGAUUAUGCAAGCCACGUCUGCCAGGUGCGAGCUACCGCCCCAGGAGCUAACCGCCUGGGGUUGAGUUAAUUGUGCCAGUUGGGCUUGGGACCGACUAACCUGCCUGCAAUUCGAAACGACGGAUCCCUAAGGAUCCCUGCCAGUUUGUUUCUAUCCCGGGCCCCAAGAUGAACCCCAAAGUCCUUUGGCAGGAAAAACUUACAUGGAAGUGAGGCCUGGAGGGUAGAAGAGGCCAGAGGCAGCGAGCGUGGGAAGGGGGCGGGGGUGACACUUAGGUUGGAAAUCAGGCAUUUGACUUCCUGGCUAAAGGCCAGAAUGGACUUGCCUCACCACUCACUUCAGUUGGGUUUUUCCCCCCUCGUGAGCAGUAUUAUCCUGGAUGGGCUGCUGAGGAAGGGAGCGUUUUCAGUCAUCUUCCUGGGGUGGAUCCACUUGUUUUAAACUGGCUCAGUUGGGAAGCAGCCCUGAAUUCCCCCCCACACCCGUCCUAGAAGAAAGAAACCAACCAAUGACUCUACCCCAGCCCCAGACUAAUCAAAGAACCCAACUAAUUUUGCCCAGGAUGUAGCAUCUUCCUAGCAACCCCCCUUUUAAAACCCAAGCGACGAGGCGAGCGAGGUCGUAUCUUGUCUGGGCCCCAGUUCCGAUGGCGGGAAAAUGGCCAGCUGUUGGGCUCACCACACAGCUGUGUGGCUCGAACGCUUGGCUCGCUCCCCACCAGCCGCCAAGCCAAGAGACGAUGCGACCUCGCCCUCCUUGUGGCCCGAAUAGCCGGGGCCUGACAGCGCUGCAAACAACCAUUUUAAAGUCAAGUCAAGUCAUUUUAACGUCCUCGCCCUGCCCAUCUCCUGCUGAAACCGACAGUGACCCCAGGGAUGCUGAAGCAGUGACUCUCCCCCGCCCCCCCACAGUAGCUCCCGCCUGUAAAUGGGCUGCCCUGAAAUGGGGGCUCAGGCCAAUUCUGGUGUCACCGCGGGCUCCCCCACCUCGCUCUGUAGGCGUUGUGUCUCCUUUAUGAUUCCAGUAGUGACAGAUGGUCAGGGCGGCUGCUCACGCCCGAAGGGAAGCGGGCCGGCGAAGGCCUGGCUGGUUUGCUGGGAGACCUGGGUAUUAUUAAUUAUUAUUUUUUUAUUAUUAUUAAUCGAUGUCCAGGCUGGGGCAGCCACCACUAAUGUCAAGUCUGCGCAGGCCGCGUGCCCGUCCCCUGGCUUUUCUGUCUGUAAGGAGACGCCAGUUGAAACGCUGCAUUUGAUUCUUUUCUACUCUUGUUCAGGAUUGGUUGCUGACUAAAAUGAACUCAAUUGUACGUUCCUUUCCAUCUAUUGUACUGUAAUAGAGAAAUGGUCAUUUUUUGCACUAAUAGAUUGUUUUCUCUCUGA